UUGAUGGGUAGAUUGCAAAAUAAAAGAGGUAAGAAUUCAAAAUAUCAGUGAUUUCCCCUUAAGUGACCAAAUAUUGGGCACUCUACCCUACACUCAAUUUUAGAGUUUCAAAAGUCAAACUCAAAGACCCUUUGCCUUUGUAAAGCCACGCAGCAAAAGUGUUUCAUGUUUUUUCCUAGAAAGUAAAAACCUAUGAUUCUACUGCAUGCAUGAUGGAUGAGCAUACUCAGCUUGCUAUGGCCUUGUCCAUAUCAAUGAUAGGGGAAAAGGAGCAAGGUAGCACAGCCAUAGAAGUACCCAUCAAGGAUCCAGCAGUGAAACCAAAGAAGAAGAGAGGCAGGAAAAAGAAGAAAACAGAUGAGGACCCUGAUGAGCAAACCCGGAUUGCCAUGGCGAUAUCGGCAUCUCUGGCUGAUGAGACGAAGCAGAAGAAUAAAGAUCUUGGGAAGAAUGAAGAGAGACCAGGAAAGAAGACCAGGGCUAAGGCUAAAAAAAAGCUCAAGAAGAUUCAUGCUGAAUUUCCAGUUCUGUUAACAAGGCUAGAUGAUGAACGACAGAAAAUUUUGGAAGGACGCAUCAGUGCUCUUCUGGAACCUAAACACUCUGAGGACAUUAUUUUCUCUGACCAUGUGUUUCAACGGAGUAACAUCAGGACAAAAUAUUCGGACCCCGACAGUCGGCCUCUCACAGAGACCUACCCUGGGAAUAUUAGAAUAAAGUCUGGUCUUCAACUAUGGAAUGCCACUGGAGCAGACCUAUCAUGGAAGCAGACUGGUAGGUCACCCUUCUAUGUGGAGCAGCUGCAGCCAACGAUUGUACCCUUGACUCCAAAAAGCCAUACCAGUCCCAUCUCACAUCAAGUUUUCAGCAAGACUCCUACUGAGACCCCAAGCAAGCAGUCUCCAAAGGCUGCAGUACUAUCAAACGAAGGCAGUGUAGAAGAGAGCUUCAGUACGACGCAGUCCUUGGGUAUGACAGUGCAAUGCCUGGCUGAGCUAGCGGAGGAAGGACUGCAAGACUCAACAUCUCUGUCUCUGUCAUCAGAUAAAUGUGGGUUUAUUCCACAGGAGACAGCUCACAGGGCGGACAGCCCAGAGAAUCGGCUGAGUGAUGACCAGCUGACCCUCUUAGAAGACCUGUCUAGUUUAGUGAACUCACCCACUAUGAGUGAUGCUGUCAUACAGAUAGAUGAUGGCAGUAAACUUCAUGUGCAUAGCUUCAUGAUCCAACUGAGAUGCCCCGCCUUAGCAACGCUUCUGGCUAAACCAUUUGGAAGAAAAAGCACCGGCCUUCCAUCCAUUGUUGUGAGUGAUAUGGGCUAUGAAGCAAUGGAGAAUGUUCUGAGUUAUAUUUAUUCAGCCACUGUCAAUAUUAGUAAUGAUACAGCAGUUGAAACCCACAAAUUUGCUGAAAGAUUUGAAAUGGCAGAUUUAGCCUCACACUGCAAGCCAUAUCUUCAGGAUGACACUGACUCUAAGAUAAGACGGAAAGGAAGUGAGCUGGACAUUGUGGAUAAAGACCUCAACCAACUCAUCGACAGUCUGUGGGAAGAUGAAGAAGAUGACAAGGAGGAGAAAAAUAGAGAUGCUGGUCGAACGUCGGAUGAUGACGUGAAUGAUGCCCUCGACGAUGAUGAGAUCAAAGAGAUUUAUGAGUCAUCCCAACGAUUCAGGACGAUAAUGUUGGAAGAUGAGGAGUUGGAGGAUGAUUCCCCCUUUAGGGAAUUUGUCCACUCUAGUGUCAGCAGCCCGAAGAAUAUCGAGAAUGAUGGUGAAAGGAUGAUGGAUGAGGAGGAGGAGGAGGAGGAGGAGCUUCACAAGAUGAUGUUGACACAAGGGCAUAGACGGAGUAAUACCAGUAGUUACUGUUCCCGUGACAACAGCAAUAGUGAUAAUGAGGAUUGGAGCAUGGCAAUAGAUGAUGAAGUGGUAGUACAAGGUGAAGUAAAUGCCCAAUGUGUGACCCCCUUAGCAAAGAGGACUACUGAUGAAAGGAAAGAUAUGAUUGGAGAGAACUUAAAUGAGUGUACUGAAGACAUCGUUGAUGAAACUCCAAAGGAAACAUAUAAUAGCAGAAGGAGGGUCAGUGUUAGUUCCUCAUCAACAAAUGAAACAAUUACUGAUGAACAUCAUCAUAUAUCGUUCUUGAAUCAGACACUAGUACGUGAGAGUAAUGUCAGUGCAAUAUCCAUGACGGACCGUCAGAAGAAAAGGAAGGCAUCCCCAGAAACUUCAAACAUAUCUAAGGGUGGCAGUAUGGGUUUAGAAUGUGGUGAUGGGGUCAAAGUUUUGCAUAAGCGCUUUUUGGAUGCUGGUGUAGAGCACUCAGAGAGUCCUGAUGACGAAGUACUAUUCCUUCGGAUGGAUUCUGCAGAAUCUGAGAGUGAUGGGCGGAACAGAACUUUGGAGAAGAGUCUGCAAAGUGUACGGGAAACAAGUUUACAGGUAGAAAAUAGUACAGGGUUGAACGGUAAGGUCCAAGAUCGUGGCUUUGAAGACACUGAUCAAGGGAGAUUAAGUUCUUCAAGGAAAAAAAACUGUUGA
Strongylocentrotus purpuratus (purple sea urchin) is the source of this 2543-nucleotide messenger RNA. Its product is annotated as structure-specific endonuclease subunit SLX4. The transcript has 9 exons. Lineage: Eukaryota; Metazoa; Echinodermata; Echinoidea; Camarodonta; Strongylocentrotidae. The record is from RefSeq and is a predicted model, not a curated record. The coding region runs from base 210 to 2543 and encodes 777 amino acids. Gene Ontology annotation, biological process: resolution of meiotic recombination intermediates; meiotic DNA double-strand break processing; interstrand cross-link repair. Gene Ontology annotation, molecular function: enzyme binding. Gene Ontology annotation, cellular component: Slx1-Slx4 complex.